Trichoderma gamsii is the source of this 1050-nucleotide messenger RNA. Its product is annotated as STE/STE7/MKK protein kinase. Gene Ontology annotation, molecular function: ATP binding. Bases 1 to 1050 code for a protein of 349 amino acids. NCBI's taxonomy places the organism in Eukaryota, Fungi, Ascomycota, Sordariomycetes, Hypocreales, Hypocreaceae. The transcript has 5 exons. The record is from RefSeq and is a predicted model, not a curated record.
AUGGCUGAUGCGGCUUCUUCACAAUCCCAGGGCAACGAGCCCGCUGCCCAACUGCAUCCCACCUCUUCUGCCCCCUCUGCCGUUCUCCAACCUCCUGCGCCAUCCCCAAUGUCCGUACCGAUCAUGAACUCUCCAGCCCCCCUUCUUCGUCCUGCCAUUCCAGGAAACCGGGGCCGUGCGGCGCCCAGAUUGGGGCUGGCCAUUCCUCCCUCACCAAACGUCAAGCCUGUGGGCAAUCAGGCUGUUCAACCGCCUGCUAGGCCCCCCCUACCGACUCUGCACCUGGCAACGCCCAUGGGCAGCCAAUCCACGCCAUAUGAACAGCCUCCGAGGUCGCAGGGCAUCCAGCCCGGACAGUCUGCUGGCGGCGGCAGCGAGAGCAGCGCAGCUCAUUCAAGGUCGGGAAGCUUUGGCCCUCUUGAUGGCCGAGCAAGCAACCCCACGUCUGCGGGCUCUCAGUUUUCGGCCCUUUCAUUUGCCUCGCAGUUCGGCAUCCCUGUAACACGACCCCAAGGAACCCCAGACCCUGUAUCGGCUGUCGGCUCCAUGUACUCUGAGAGAAGUGAGGGAGGUGUUUCCAUGGAGAGAGAUGGAAGUUUACAGGGCUUGGAAGGGUUUGACCGACUCAGCAUCGAGAAAGCUAGGAACGCCGAUGUUGAAGAUUUAGAUGAUGAGGGGUGGAGGAUUGCCAGCUUGGAAAAGCGAAUCGUUGAACUGGGCAACCUCGGCGAGGGCGCUGGAGGCGCCGUUACCAAGGCCAUGCUUAAAGGCGGCAAGACUAUCUUUGCUCUCAAGAUUAUUACUACCAAUCCUGAUCCGGAUCCCGUUCCGACUCUUAAGGACGAGCCGGACAAUGAUGUAUACUGGAGUGACAACUUCAAAUACUUCAUUGAAUGCUGUUUGGAGAAGCAGCCCAAUCGCAGAGCUAGCCCGUGGAAGAUGUUGGAGCACCCGUGGAUGACUGAGAUGCGUUCCAAGAGGGUAAACAUGGUGAAAUACCUUUCCUUCGUAUGGGGCUGGGACGAAAAGCAGGCCACCACCUCUCGAUAA